Salvia hispanica is the source of this 1442-nucleotide messenger RNA. It is a transcript of the gene UGT76B1, whose product is annotated as UDP-Glycosyltransferase superfamily protein. Lineage: Eukaryota; Viridiplantae; Streptophyta; Magnoliopsida; Lamiales; Lamiaceae. The record is from RefSeq and is a predicted model, not a curated record. Gene Ontology annotation, molecular function: quercetin 3-O-glucosyltransferase activity; quercetin 7-O-glucosyltransferase activity.
AAAGAAAAAAAGGAUGGAUUGUUCAAAGAAAAAGCAAUGCAGAUUAGUAGUAUUCCCUCUUCCAUUUCAAGGCCACAUAAACCCUAUGCUUCAGCUGGCAAGCAUCCUCCACUCUCGUGGAUUCCUCAUCUCCGUCAUCCACACCCGCUACAAUUCCCCCAAUCCAUCCAAUUACCCCCACUUCUCCUUCCACCCCAUCUCCGACUCCUUGUCCGAAUCCUCCUAUUCCGCCCCCGACCCUGUCCGCAUCAUCAAACUCAUCAACACCAGCUGUGUCCACCCUUUUCGCCAUUGCCUCGAGGGCCUCGUCUCCGAGGGCGACGUCAAGUGCUUCAUCUCCGAUGCUAAUUGGUAUUUUACGCACUCUGUUGCCACCGCUCUCGGUCUUCCCAGGAUUGUCAUGAGGACUAGCAGCGUCGGCGCUUUCUUGGCCUUCGCCGCACUCUCUCGUCUUAGAGAUGAGGGAUAUCUCCCCCUCUCCGACGGAGAUUCGAAAAUGGAGGAAGAGGUGGAGGAGGUGCCGCCGCUGAAGGUGAAAGACAUGCCGGUGAUUGAAAUGUACAACGCUGAAGAUGCAUAUAACAACAUUGCGAAAAUGGUGGAAGAGACGAAGAAGGCUUCCGCCGUAAUUUUCAACACGUUCCAAGAGCUCGAGCAACCCGAGAUCGGGCGGCUCAACCAACAGCUUGAGUCCCCAACUUUCGCCAUCCCGUUCCACAAAUGCUUCUCGGCGGCAUCGAGCAGCUUACUAGCCCAGGACAUGAGCUCCAUCUCCUGGCUGGAUGAGCAGCCGCCGAAGUCCGUACUCUACGUGAGCUUCGGCAGCGUCGCGGCCAUGGAUGGCGCGAGGCUGCUCGAGGUGGCGUUGGGUUUAGCCAACAGCGGGAGCCGGUUCUUGUGGGCAGUCCGGCCCGGUCUGGUCCAUGGCUCUGAGUGGCUCGAGAUGCUGCCCAGUGGGUUCUCCGAGGCGACAAGUGGGAGAGGAAUCAUUAUAAAGUGGGCCCCGCAGCAGGAGGUUCUGUCCCAUCCCUCUGUCGGGGGAUUCUGGACGCACUGUGGGUGGAACUCGACUCUGGAGAGCAUAUGCGAGGGUGUGCCAAUGAUAUGCUCGCCUUUCUUUGGCGAUCAGUUUGUGAAUGCGAGGUAUGUGAGUGAUGUUUGGAGAGUUGGCAUCAAUUUACACAAGGGUUUGGAGAGGGGAGGGACUGAAAAUGCUAUUAGGAAAUUAAUGGUGGAGAGAGAUGGGGAGGAGAUGAGAAAGAGAGCUAUGGUGUUGAAGGAGAAGAUAGAUGCUGGAUUGAAGAUGGGAGGUUCCACUAAUAGGGCGCUUGAUGAAUUGAUUAAUGUCAUUUCUUCAUUCUAGUCACAUUUAGUGAUUUGUUAUGUAGUGUCUGCAAUUUGUGGUUAAGAAAAUAAAAUUGACAAUCCACUGAUUCCACUCA